Melanotaenia boesemani (Boeseman's rainbowfish) is the source of this 3056-nucleotide messenger RNA. RefSeq names its product limb development membrane protein 1-like (gene lmbr1l). Gene Ontology annotation, molecular function: transmembrane signaling receptor activity. The transcript is spliced from 17 exons. Lineage: Eukaryota; Metazoa; Chordata; Actinopteri; Atheriniformes; Melanotaeniidae. The record is from RefSeq and is a predicted model, not a curated record. Gene Ontology annotation, biological process: receptor-mediated endocytosis; signal transduction. Bases 197 to 1675 code for a protein of 492 amino acids.
UAAGCCCCGCCCCCUGAGACCCCUCCUUGCCUGGUUUUCAUCAGUGUAGCAGCAGGUUAGCUGAUUAAUCUCAGACCUACGAAGCGAAAGCGAGUUUCUACCUCAGUUCAGAGAAGAUGCUCUGUCUUUUAACAUUUUAAGCAACUUCUCCCUCUCAGCGCAUUUAAGGCUGAGGAAACUGGUAUGGUUUCGGAGAAUGGAAACGGACGACGUGUCGGUUAGAGAGCAACUUUUCCACAACCGCGUCCGGGAGACUAUAAUAUGUGUACUCCUGUUUACAUGCCUUUACAUGGUGUGCUACCUCAUUCUUACUCACUUCAAGAAGACUGCAGAUUUUGUCACAGAUGAUAUUGAAGAUGCCACCGUCAAUAAAAUUGUGCUGUGGUUGUGUACGUUCACCCUGUCCGUUUCAGUGUGUGCUGUACUACUUCUUCCCAUCUCCAUUCUGUCCAAUGAGGUGCUGCUCACCUUCCCACAGAACUACUACAUGCAGUGGCUCAAUGGAUCUCUUAUACAUGGGUUGUGGAACCUAGUCUUUCUUUUCUCCAAUUUGUCCCUGGUCUUCCUCAUGCCCUUUGCCUAUUUCUUCACUGAAUCUGAGGGAUUUGCAGGGUCCAAAAAGGGAGUAAUGGCACGAGUGUAUGAGGCAGUUGUGCUGCUGUUGCUGUUAGCUCUGCUUGUGCUGGGUAUUGUGUGGGUGGCAUCAGCCCUCCUCCAUGACAACAUAGCUCGAAAGAGCCUCUACGACCUAUGGGAGUAUUACCUUCCCUACCUGUACUCGGGCAUCUCUUUGUUUGGAGUGAUGUUGCUAUUGUUAUGCACCCCCUUUGGGUUGUCUCGAAUGUUCAGUGUCACUGGCAGCUUGCUAGUCAAACCACGGCUGCUGGAGGAUGUAGAAGAUACAUUGAGCUGCACCAUGUUUGAGGAAGACUCACUUUCCAGGAAACUCAGCUGUGGAAGUUCACCAUGUUGGGCCAAGCUGGACAGGGAAGCAAUGAGAAAGGAAUACCAAACAGUUCAGAGCAAGCGUGUUGCCCUGGAGAUGCGUAGGAAAGCAUCCCCAUGGCAACGAAACCUGGGCUACCCACUGGCAAUGCUUAUGCUCCUGGCACUGACGGUAAUAUGUGUACUAAUGGUCUGUUUCAAUGUAUUGGAGUUGCUGCUGGAUGAGACGGCUAUGCCCAGAGGAAUGGAGGACCCACACCUGGGGAUGGCCUCCUUCUCUAUGUUUGGCUCACUGGGUGCUGCAGUUCAAGUAGUCCUUAUACUCUAUCUAAUGGUGUCCUCAGUGGUUGGUUUCUACAGUUCUCCUCUCUUCUGUUUCCUUCUGCCCCGCGCAAAAGACACCAACCUCACACAGAUCAUUGCAAACUGUGUUUCACUGCUCAUCCUGAGCUCUGCAUUGCCAGUAUUUUCACGUACACUUGGGAUCACCAGCUUUGAUUUACUGGGAGACUUUGGCCGGUAUAACUGGCUUGGGAACUUUUAUAUUGUCUUCCUUUACAAUAUGCUGUUUGCUGGUCUCACCUCUGCCUCCCUGAUAAAGACUGUCACCUGGGCAGUACAGAGAGAGCUCAUUCGAGCCUUUGGACUCCACAGGCUGCCCAUAACUGUGUCACGCUCCACCGUCCCAUUUAGACUUCUCCUGGCCAGUGGACUUUCAAAAAUCCAGUGACCUUUUUCCUCCUCAUUACUGCCUUUCCUAACCUUUACAAACUGAGCCACUUCAAACAUGCACCUGUUGGAUUAAAGGCAUUGGUAAUUGGCAAAGGCUGUGGCUGGUUGGUGCAUGGGUUUGUCUUCUUGAGCCAAGAGACAGGUGAAAAUGGCAAGUUUGUCCGUUGGAGCACAGCUUGAUGCUGUUUUAAUUGACAAAUAUAGGGUCCACUGGUACAAGAAGUCAGCUGAGUGAGCGGGGGAAAGGGAUUUAAGCCAUUUUGGCCAUGCUGCAAUAGUGAGCGACUCAAUGACCGCUCCUGCAAAUCUGAUGCCUUUAUAAACAGAGGAUCCUUGGACAGCAGUCGUUUUGUUGACACAUGUGAAAGUCAGCAGUUAUUUUAAAAUAUUACACAGUUGGUAUGACAUAAUAUCCUCUUCCUCCUUCUUGUCCACUGAGUACUCACUCUUUCUUCGCAGCUCCUCCACAGAAAAUAUAAGAAUUUUCUGAUGUAAUUGAAUCUCAAACAAGGUUUUAGACGACCACAAGUCUACUGAGAGUGAGGAUAAGUCAAUAAUUUCAGAAAACCGAUGGCUUUAAAUUUUCGUAUGUGAUAUUUUUGAAUACCAUGUGACAAUCAUUAUGAGAAACCUCUGCCUUAGACAAUCAAACUGUGAGUCAUUAAAACCUUUUUUUAGGGCAAGUGCAAUAUCCUAUAUGUAAAAGCACACUUUAACUUUACCAAAAGUAAUUUUUGAUGUUCCUCAACUUUUAAUUGUUUGUUAGGUUCUUCUCAUCUUACACUUAUGUGUUUGAUAUUAGGGUGCGGUUGGAUUACGUUCUAAAUAUUUUAUCGAGCAACAAAUAUGGCUGCUGCAGUUUUUAUUUGUUUUUUAAAACAAGUAUUUCUUCAGUAAUGUAAAGUCGAUACAAAUCAGCAUUAUCUCAUCUUCCACUUUUGUUUGGUGAUUUUGUGUCACCGUUUACUAUUGCUGCUGUAUCAGCAGGUUAUUUUCUGUAGGUGCGACCAGCAGGGGACAGUGUCUUUUAAACCCUACACCAAACUGUGUUGUGUAACAUGCUCUGGUUAGAUAUAGUAUAUUAUACAUAGAACAGUGGGUUUACCUAUUUCUUUCUCUUUUUGUCUUUUUUUUCUUUUUUGUUCUUUUGGAUUUUUGGAACAAAGUUUAUAAUGUGGAAUUUUUUAUUAUUUAUUGGUAUUUUGGGAUUCAUACUUUACAUUUUGCUUCAGUGUUCUUACAACAGUAAAAGGAUAAUGAUUGCGAUGUGUUUGAGAUAUAGAAUAUUUAAAGUUCUGAAAUGAAAAAAAGAAAAAAAUGUUUACUUUUUUAACUGCUCUGGUGUUUUCCACAUUUUCUUAGCUGAUUUUUAACAUUGU